AUGCUCGGCGCCGUCCACUGCUCCUUCCGCCGCGAGAUCACCGCCUACGCCCCCUACGAGAUGUGGUCCCGCGUCCUCUCCUGGGACCGCAAGUGGCUCUACAUCGUCACCCACUUCGUCCCCAAGGGCACAGCCCGCCCGACCGAGUGGCUCGACCCCAAGUUCGGCACCGCCCGCGUGCGCCGCGGCCCCGGCGCCCCCGGCACCACCGACAGCAAGGAGUGGGAGAAGAAGAUCUACGCCACCGGCGUGAGCAAGUACGUCUUCAAGAUCGGCCGCCUCACCGUCCACCCGGCCGUCGCCCUCGAGGAGAGCGAGCUGCUGCCCCACCGCCCCGACGGCGGCUGGCAGGGCGGCCCCAACGGCGUCGGCGACGAGGACCUCGACCUGAGCGACGUCGCCGACGACGGCGCCUGGGACUGGAGGAUGGUCGAGAAGAGGCGCCGCGAGGGCAUGAAGUACGCCGCCCGCUUCGCCAGCAUGGACGACCUGCACGGCUGGCUCGACGGCGCCGACGGCGGCGACGGGAGCGCGCUGGCCAAGUUUGGCGGCUGA
Colletotrichum graminicola M1.001 is the source of this 555-nucleotide messenger RNA. Its product is annotated as capsule polysaccharide biosynthesis protein. The record is from RefSeq and is a predicted model, not a curated record. The transcript has a single exon. Bases 1 to 555 code for a protein of 184 amino acids. Lineage: Eukaryota; Fungi; Ascomycota; Sordariomycetes; Glomerellales; Glomerellaceae.